UGGCGUCGUUUUGGUUAGGGUGUUGCAAUUUUACUGCUUGAAUUUAUGGUUUAAUCGCGUUAUAGCCUUAUCUUGGCAGUGAAUUUAUGUGCAUUUCAAUUGAUCGAGUGUUUAUAUAUGAACAUGUAAAAUUUUAUUUUUUAAUUCAGCCUGAGUGUUUGGAAAAAUUAGAAAAACGUUUGACGUUCUACACGUGUUUCCGAGUUUGUUUUCAUCUGAAACUUCAGGAGAAGUAGUAUAAAAUUAUACAUCUGUAAAUAACUUAACUACUUCGGUAAAAAUGGUAUUGAUCUUAGUUAAGCGAUGACACCACCAGUGGAAUAGAAACAAAAAGCAAGAAUGACAGAAACACCUUUAGCUCAGUACGUAUCCUUGGAGGAAAGUCUUUCUCAUAAUCCUUCCAACAAAAUGACUGAAGAAGAGCAUGGUCAAGAAACUUCUAGUUGGAAUGGUAGAUCUUCAGAAGACCUUAUUCAUACUGCAGGACUGAAUUCACCAGUAACCCAUAAGUUACCAACAACUAACAAUCCUGUUGGUACUGUGUCUCAGCCAUUGCUUCAAAUGUCAACACCAGUUAUGUCUCCACCAAAGAUGGGUUCACCUGACCCUGUGCAUGACUUGCCCCAGGAGCUUUUGGAUGCUGGCUGGAGACGUUUCUGGAGUAGGCGAGAAGGGCGACCAUAUUUCUUUAACAAGCUAACAAAUGAAUCUUUGUGGGAAUUGCCUCAGCUGGAAAAAGUAAAUUCAACACAGUUUGACCCCAUUACUGACCCACUUGGCAUUCAGAUUCAGACCCCAACAACACCUCAGACUCCUGUCUUUCCACCAAGCCAAGUGCCUCUAUUGCCACAGAGAGCAGGAGAAAAACGACGGGCAUCAGUAGCAGAAGAGACAGCAGUCCCCAACAAACGUUUUAUAUUGUUUGGCCCAUGGGAUCUAGAAAUUCCAACCAAUGUAAUAAUCUGGGAUCGAACCCCUUCACUCCUACCUCCCCCUCAUCCAGAAGUAGAGCAGUUCAGAGCAUCUUUAGUUGCAAAACUCCGUCAGCAGUAUAAAGAAAUGUGCCAUUCUCGAGAAGGUAUUGAUGCACCAAAAGAAUCCUUCAAUCGGUGGCUGAUGGAAAGAAAGGUGAUUGACAAAGGUAAUGAUCCACUCCUCCCGAGCAACUGCCAACCUGAAGUUUCUUACACCAUGUAUCGGGAGAUCAUGAACGACAUCCCUAUAAAGUUAGUCCGGCCAAAGUUUUCUGGAGAUGCACGGAAACAGCUAUCAAAAUAUGCAGAAGCCUCUAAAAAAAUGAUCGAAUCUAGAAAUGCCUCAUCUGAAAGCAGAAAAAUUGUUAAAUGGAACUCAGAAGAUGCCUUUCAGUGGAUUAGGCAGACCCUUAACGCUUCCUAUGAUGAUUAUUUGGAAAGAUUGGCACACCUAAGGCAACAGUGCCAACCCCAUCUUGUAGAAGCAGCUAAAACAUCAGUAGAAGGAAUUUGCACUAAAAUAUAUCACAUGUCAUGUGAUUAUGUCAAAAAAAUACAUGAAAAACACUGGGCAAUUUUAAAUCAGCAUGAUAUACAGGAAAUCACCAGUGCACUACAAGUCAACAAUCCCAAGAAGGUAUUUUGUUAUCCAGUCCAAUUUGCUAUCUCAACUCCACGAUUACCUGGAGUCGACCUACUCACAGAUAGAGAUGUAACCCUCCUCCAGUUUCGUGGAGAUGUUGUUCGAAUAAACACGCUAUAUUUUCAGAAAUUAGAACAACUGUACAGAUGGAACUGCACUGAUGACCGCAAGUUUGAGUAUUUCUUAGCCAGGGUUUGGUGCAUGUUAAAGAGGUAUCAGACAUUCAUUGGCUCCAGUCCUAACGAAGGUCACAGCACUCAAGUAGCACUACCAGUAUCUGUCUUUGAUUGUUUGAACAAACAGUUUGGAGUUACUUUUGAAUGUUUUGCUUCCCCACUGAAUUGCUAUUUUCGUCAGUACUGCUCAGCAUUUCCUGACACUGACAGUUUCUUUGGGUCUCGGGGGCACAUCCUCAAGUUUUAUCCAGUUAGUGGAUCAUUUGAGGCUAACCCACCUUUUUGUGAAGAGCUCAUGGAAGCAGUUGUAGGCCACUUUGAGAAACUGCUUAGUGAGUCACAAGAACCUCUGUCAUUUAUUGUGUUCUUACCAGAGUGGCGAGAUCCUGUCCCUACAUCUCUUGCUAGGCUUGAAUCCAGCAGGUUUAAAAGAAAGCAACUUUUAAUCCCAGCUUUUGAACACGAGUAUCGUCAUGGAUUUCAGCAUCUCAAUGUACGGGGUGAGAUUAGCUGCCGCUCUUCCCAUGGAACAGUGGUUGUGUUUCUCCAGAAUGAUGCAGGCUUUGUUCGAUGGGGACCCACACAAGAAAAAGUGGACCAUCUACUGGAAAUGUACAAGCCUGGCAAAGACAAGGAACGAGAGCAUUUUCUAGCACCACCUAGAGUGCAACCUCAAGCCCCUCAGACAGUCGUCACAAACAGUCAGCCACAGAAGCCAUCACCUCAAAUACCAGUGGCAAAAAUGCAUAUUGUUGCUGCACAACCAAAUCCAGUGUUCCAGCAGACAGAACCCACUAUUGCAGAACAUAAAUAAAAUUUUAAUGCCAUUAUAAAUACUUUAGAUAAAAGGGAGGAAAACAAGUUCAUCAAAAGCUUUGAAUAUGGAAGUGACUGUAAUUUUGUUGUAAUAUAGAAUUGUAAAGUUCUUGAGCUAGAUGUUACCUAUCUUGCUCUGAAAUUACUUGUGAUCCUCAUAAGUAGCGACAUCUCUAAGCAAGUAUUGGAAUUGUUAUAAUUAAAAUUUUAAUAUGUUAAUUAGCAAAUUUAAAAUGUAGACAUCAUUGUAAAAAUUUUAAACUGUAAUAUUAAGGUAAAGUACUGAAAGUGAUUAGUAGUGGUUUUUCAGCAGUAAACUGUAAUGGUAAUCAUACUGGGUUGUAGCUUUGGAUCAGAUAACAAUAUUGAUUUUGGCAGUUUGAAUAUUUUUUUGCAUUACAUCAAAAUACAGUGCCCUGUGUGAUGACUGGGCUAUAUUUUUUCUGUGGAACACUUAUUAUGGUGAUUGAGAUGGACUGUGCAUUAGAAGAGAGUGCAUUUUCUGGUGACUGGGCUUGACUUGUGACUUCAGAUCAGGAAACAUUGCCAUAUCUGGUAGUCGAACUGUGAGAAUUGGAUCAAAGACUAUGUAUUUUAUUGUGAUUGUGCUCGAGUUAUUGUUAUGAAUCUUAAGACAUUUCCACAUGUGGUGAUUGGACUGGACUGAGUAAGUGUUGGGUCAAAAGUAAUGUUAUUGGUGAUGACUGGGUUGGGUUAGUAGAAAGAUUUGUUUCUUGUGGCUUGACAAGGAUAUGCAUUGUGUCUUUUGGAUCAGGAAAUGAUAUUAAGUAUAUGAAAGAGGAUGAAAUUUUACUAGGUCACUGAAUUGAAAGUGAAUGGAUAGAAGGUACUCUUCUUUUUAUGGUUGUUUGAACUGUAUACAUAACAUAAUUAAAAUCAGAAUUUGUUGUUAUAGAAAAUUUGAUCAAAGAUGUUCACGUGAACUCUCAAUAUUAGAUGUUUUUUUUUUCUCAUCAUCAUCAUAAUAAAUUUGUAUCUUCAUUUAGCUUAAGACAUCAAAAUGAAUUUACGAUUUUAUGGGGGGGGGGGUGUCAACCUUCCAUUGAAAUAUUCUCUGCAACUAAGUAAUUUUAUUUUGCAAUUUUUUUUAUGUGCAAUCUCCUUCACGAGUUCUGACUUGUUUCCAUAAGAUGGUGUUUAAGAUUGUAUGUGAAAACAUAGUAAGAUAGGGAAUUUUGGUGAAUGUCUUUGUGAAUUACAUGUGAAGAAAGAUUUUUUAUCUAAUCUUGAAAACAAGUGUAAUAUAUCAGUAUAUUUGUACAGUACACAUUAUAUUGUGUAACACGUGUAUAGCCACUGUUUUUAGGAACCAAAAUACCUUGUUUAGUGGUUAGUUGUUAAGAUGUAUUUUAGAUGAAUAUAUUCUUCUUUUUUUUUCUGUUUUUGGAUUUUAUAAGACCUUAAAUCAAAUAAUUAUGUUUUUCAUUACAGAACUGGCUUGUUAAUUUUUAACUACUGCAGCUUAAAAGACUAUAUGUAACUCUCUGGUUUAUGACAGUUGCUAAUUUACAGGUUUAGUUUGACCUGUUAAUAUGGAUAGAAUUUAGGAAGACUGUCAAUAAUACAAGUUCUUAAUAACAAGUCAUUUUUUUGUAAUGAAUUUUAUUUUAAAAAUUAUGUUUGGAGAAAUGAAAGUUGUAUACCAGACAAACUAUAUUUUAUGUUUAGAAAAACACUAAGUAAUUGGAUAUGUAAGAUUUUUUAAUAGGCAUACAACCUAUAGCCAAAAUAUUUUAUUCAUAUACAUGUAAAAUAUAAAUAUAUAUAUAUAUACAAUAUAAUUCUUGAACUUAUGAGAACCCAGAAAAGGUUUUCUCUCUCAAGGAACUUUUCUAGUAAACUGAUUAUGAUUUUUAUCAUAUUUACAAUAUAAACUUAGCAAAUUUACAUAUUUUGACAAAAAAAAAAGAGGGGGGUGGUGGAAUGCUCACAUUAUGGAACUUGCUAUUUUUUAUGUAAAUGUUAUUUGUCUGUGAGCUGUAACAAUAUGCAGUACAGUAAAUUAGACUUGUCCUGACUUACUGUAGGAGAUAAACCACGCUUCACAAUAGUCCGAUUUUAUGUUUAUUGUAAGCGUUGGCCCAGCUUUCAUCUUACUAUUUGAUUAAAUGUUGUAGGCUUAUGUUCUCUUAGCUCGAUACAUUUAGCUUACCCAUCUCUUGCUACUUUAUGUAAUGUUAUCAAUACCAAUACCUUAUUUUAAUUUGCCAGUUUAAGCAAUUCAGCUUACAUCGUAUAGUUUCUAUGUUGCGACGUACACAAACUUCUGUAAUAACUUCUAUUAAGCUGUAAUAACUGAUGAUGCCUUUCAGGCUUACCUAGUUUUACUGCAACAUAUCCCAAUUUUACACUGCAAGAGAAAACCUAUCUUAUACUGAGCAGUCGGACAGUGUGUUACAUUAUUAGCCAAAUGUAUUGUAAGAAAUAUCCAGGUUCAGUUACAAUAUUAUGAUUGUGUAAUACGUGCUUAUCCACAUUUAUUGUUUAAAAAAAAUUCUGUAAAGUAUGAUUGUGCAUUGCUAAUUUAGUGUAAGUAAGGUAAAGAUUUUUUUAUCACUAAAAAUUCUUUGGAAGGAUAUAGAUAAAACAUAAAAAUAACAAAACAUUUGUUGAUGAAUGUAGGUAUUUCAGAAAUUGUAGAUACAGAAUUAAUUUUAAAUUAGAAAAACUGAAAAGUUUUACGUUAUUUUGAAGCCAGUUCAUUUUAUUUGUUUGGUCUGUUAGUGUGGCUUUAAUUUACUUUUAAAUUUCAUUGAAAUCAACAAUAGGAGUAAGAAAAAAAAAUUUAUUAAAGUACAAUGUAAAACAUAUGUAACCUAGUUUAAGAGACAUUUGUCUUUCAUAAAUACUUUUUUUAACAUUUUUAAUAAUUAAUAAACUUCAGUUGUCUUUUUCUUUUGAUCUUGAAUCAUCUGAAAUAUAGUUGAAGGUAAAAAAUUUGUGAAACACUUGAUCUGCAGCUAAGCAGAAUCAAAAUUAAAAGCAUUUUGUCACAAAUACAGGGUGUCCCAGAAUACUGGACCCAUAUGGACAAAUACACAAUUUAUUCUUGAUUUAUUUAUUAUUCAAAUUAUAUGCCAUUAACAGCCACACACACAUAUCAAUUCUUGGUACACUGUGCCAUCAGGGUAUCUUAUUUCCAGAAGUAUGUACGACUGACAUUAGAAAUGUGUUAGUUUAACUUUAAGAAUAUAAUGUCUAUUUUCCAGUCUUCUGGGACACCCUGUACAAUGUUUGGAAACAAGAUGUUUUAGCAAGUUGAUGACUAUAAAUAUACUUUUCAUAGAACUUGUUGAAUUUAAUAACAGAAAUACAGUAUAAUAAACCACUUUAUUAGUGGUGAGAUGUAUUGGUUAUAAUUAAACUGAAACAACUUUA
This is a messenger RNA of Limulus polyphemus (Atlantic horseshoe crab), 6008 nucleotides long. RefSeq names its product phosphorylated CTD-interacting factor 1-like (gene Pcif1). NCBI's taxonomy places the organism in Eukaryota, Metazoa, Arthropoda, Merostomata, Xiphosura, Limulidae. Gene Ontology annotation, molecular function: RNA polymerase II C-terminal domain binding; mRNA (2'-O-methyladenosine-N6-)-methyltransferase activity. The coding region runs from base 340 to 2607 and encodes 755 amino acids. The record is from RefSeq and is a predicted model, not a curated record. Gene Ontology annotation, cellular component: nucleus. The transcript has 15 exons.